CCCGGACCCCCAGCAAAGACGAAGGCAGUCUGCUCCGAAAAUGGCGUCCGAUCCAGAUAUGGCGGACGUGUCCGAGAUAGAUCCAGGGAUGGCUGACGUCUGCUAUUCAGAAGUUGAAAUCCCGGUCACUGAGGUGGAAAUAGAAAGCAUUCCUAUGGAAAAUAUUGAAACGAUUCCAGCUGAGAAUAUUGUCACAAUCCCGGUGGACAACAUCGAAAACGUGGCUACUGUCGAAACUGUUGAAACGAUCGAGGGGCAACCGAUGAUCGCUCUCCAGCCGCUGUCCGAUGAUCAAGACGAAAUCGUUUUGCAAACAAGAGAAGAGGUAGUUGGGGAUGUUGACGACUUCGGAGGGUCCACAUAUAUCAUAGAUUCGGUACCUGUUCCAAACAAUGAUUUGGAAGAUCAUUUUGGAACGACGUCAAAGCGAAAGAAGGGUAGAAAAACGUCAAGAACGAGGGUUCUGGCCAGCGGCGAGUCCAUGUACGAUGGUGAGAAAGGCAGCCGAAAAUGGGAACAAAAGCAAGUGCAAAUCCAAACUUUGGAAGGCAAAUUUUCAGUCACAAUGUGGGCUUCAGAAGACAAAAAGAAUCUUUCUGAUGAUCCAGACCUGGGUUCACAGCAGGCAUUGUCUCCGAGUCAAGACCAGGGCCAUCACAGUUCGUACGAACAGCCUCCAGACUACUCGGAGUACCUCACCGGCAAGAAGCUGCCACCAGGAGGCAUACCGGGCAUUGACCUGAGUGACCCCAAACAACUGGCUGAGUUUGCCAGAAUUAAACCCAAGAAGCCUAAAGAUGAUGAUUUACCAAGGACCAUAGCGUGCCCACACAAGGUACAUGGCUGCACUAAGAUGUUCCGCGAUAAUUCGGCCAUGCGUAAACAUCUGCACACCCACGGCCCACGCGUCCAUGUCUGUGCUGAGUGUGGCAAAGCCUUUGUGGAGAGCUCCAAGCUCAAACGGCACCAGUUGGUGCACACGGGUGAAAAACCAUUUCAGUGCACGUUUGAAGGUUGCGGGAAACGUUUCUCCCUGGACUUCAACCUGCGCACUCACGUCCGGAUCCACACGGGAGAUCGUCCGUACGUCUGUCCAUUCGACGGAUGCAACAAGAAGUUUGCCCAGUCCACCAACCUCAAGUCUCACAUUUUGACCCACGCCAAGGCCAAGCCCAUUAUUCCAAUGUGAUCCCUAGCAGUGUCUGGUUGUUAGUCUGCCAGUGCAUUAACAUGAUGCUCCAGGUUUUACUUUCUAAAAAAUUGGGCCCGAGGAGUUAUUAUCAGAACCCCCCCAAAACCUGCUGUAUUAGCAUCCGAGUGUGCACACUGUAACAUUCAUACAGUAAAAGGAAAUCUACCGGCACAAUCUUUUGGGCAUACCGUAAUGAUGAUUUUGUUCACUGGUGACCAGAUAUACAGUAAGUACACGGACAUUGCCAGCUGUCACACUUAGGUCGCAAUGAUUGUAGCAGUUCUUCUGUCUGUUGCAUAUUCAGAUCUCGCAAUAAAAGGAAAGUUGACCAAUGACUGCUAAGAGGAAUUUUCCAUUUAUCUGACUGCUCUGUUUUGCAGGAGCAUGUUGCAAGUGUGAAGGGCAAAAUAUUGGGUCAACACAUACAUAGUAAAGUAGAGAUAGACCCAGUAUUUGAACUCCUUUCUUUUUGGGGGAUACUGCCCAUCUGUCUACUUGUGGAGAGUGACCUCCAUGCCUGGUCAUUCUUUAGCAGUGUUCAAUAUGCAAGGCAUUGCUGUGUCUUUUUGAGAGAGACUCUACAAUUUGGCAGAUUACAACUGACAAAUUUGGAGCAUUUCUUUCAAGUGAAUGGCUUGCUGGCAUGUGCCGAUUGGCACUUGGCAGUCAUGCACAACCCUGUGCUUAGGUGAUGUGUCCUUUAUAGGCUCUCAUAGAUAGAAUGCAGAGGGCUGUGUAAAAUGUAUUAAAGGGUAACGAUAAAAAUAGGUAACCUGUGCUGCAGUUGCAGUUACCUACAGGGUGUCUCAGUAGAUGCUGCCAGUGAUGCAUUUUUGCCUAGAUGAACUUGUAAAAAAAAUGGCAGUUAAACCAUAUUCAUCGUUGAUUCAGACUUGGGUCCAAAAAUUGCUUGUUUAAACCGACAUGUUCCUUGAGUCUUUAAAAUUGUGAAUUCAUCCUAUUGAUUAAUAUUGUAUUUGAAAUUCUUAAGUAUGCACUAUUGGAGCCUUGGAAAAUGAUAUUAGUGUUUCAAGGGAAGUGCGAAGUUCAUGGUCUGUACAGAUAUUUGUAAACUAAAACGUUUUAUUUUAAUCAAGAAACUUCAGAGGCCUUUUUGUUGAAAUGGAGUGAAGACCUUCAAAGGGACACAGAUUAAGUAUUGUGAAAAUAAAAUGCAGUUCAGUGGGAGUUUGAUAGUUACGAGAUGUUGCUGAAUUGAAAAAGCUUCCACCCACCUGUCUCCAAGUUUUUUAAUUGGGAGACCUUGAAUCGCUUGGUUGCAGACAAACUGGUCUUCUUUGCCAGUUCUGGGCAUGCACGCAACCGUGGAAAAGGACUGGUUGGCCCAUUGCCCCGAAGCAUCUCAAAGUCUCCCGUGGUAAUGAGCUUGUUUCUCAAUAACACAGAUUAUCUUAGUGAACUCAGAGAUCGUAUGUGAAGACUGCAACUGCCGAGUAAGCUCAUGUUGAGCCUGAAUUACAUAAAACGAGGUGUAACAGAUACUUCUAUGGAAAUUCAGCAGUAGCUGGCAUCUUCCAUAGACGUUACAGCAGGCUAUAGACAAGCAAUUCAGGUACAGUGCUAGAAAAACAAUCAGAUGGGCUGAUGGGGGGAAGGGGGUUGGGUACACAGCUAUAUCAGGUGCGGGGCAGCUGCUGAGUGUGACGAGUCUAUCUGCCCCAAGUGGAAGUUCACCCAUGUCAACCUAGCGCAUCUCGCACCAAGCGUGCAUAAAUCUGUGCAUGUGCCUGGUGAGUUCCCACCAAUCAACAAUUUUUUUUUUAUGUGUCCUCUCAUUCUAGCUAAUGGUGGUUAAGUCUGUCACAAGUCAACAUGUGAUCCAACUUGAAGUCAUGUGACAAAAUAUUCAAAUUGACAGCUUCAGAAAGCAUUCCUUUAUCACUAUUCAUCUGCCUAUUGCGACUUAACUACAGCCCCAAGUACGAGCCCCUCAUUUAGAGAGAUUGUAUGGAACUUUGGAUCACCCAUAGUUCCUUGCAUUCCACAUUCAAACCACAACAAACUCGGUACAUGUAAUUACAUUUCAUUAUUGAUCAGUUGGUUACCCUGUACAUAUGUACCAGUGGUUUGGGUUGAAAGUGCUGGUUACCCAAGACUACAGAGGGUGGACAAUGCCAUGUGCUUCAUGUCCUCUGAGCUAGAAUUGUGUUGGCAUAACACCUCAUGAAUUUUUUUCAUCUUUGCUCCUCUCGUGGAAGUGUUAGCAACAGCACAGAUUAAACUGAACACAAUUAUGUCAAUACAUGUGCGUGUAUUUUGUAUGGUUGAGCUGGGUAUCUUGUGUGUGGUUAAGUACCGGGUUCGUGUAUCUGAACUUGACAUCAAGGAAUUCAAAGGUGCUUUGGAGGAUAUAUUAGUUCAUUGUAAUGUUAAUUAAAGCUUUGUAAACUUUUUAUGCUCCACUUAUUGUGUAAAAAGAGACCGGCCUGUAAUUUUGCUUCACAUAAUUCAUAUAAUGCUCAUGACCAUCAACACAUUUUGUUCUUUGUUUUAAAUUUCACAUAACUCAAACUGUGCAUACUGCAAGUUAUAACAAUUCACGCUUGAAAGUGUAAAUAGAUGUGAACGGUAAUUUGGGGGCACUGGUGAUAGAAAUACCAUUCCUUGUUCCCGCUCAUGAAAGUUUGAGAACAUGAUUAUUAUGUGGUAAAGUGUUAUUCAAAAUUUCCUAACAUUAUUAAUUAUAUUCUUUACAGACCCUCAGUGUCCACACUUGGUAAUUUCCUGAUAUUGAUGAGAGCCAACAGCUUUAGUUUUUAUUCUAUAAUAAUAUACUUGUGAAGUUUGAGCCAGACAUGCUAGGACUUCAUAAAUGGGCGCAUCUUACCUCCUCGUCUUCUUUGUUUUAAAAUGCCUUUUGAUUUUGAGAUUUGUUGGUUGUUUUUCAAAUUUUUGAAAGUUUGGUUGUGAAAAGACUUUGUUGCCAACACAGUGAUUGACUAUUAAAUUUAAAAGUGUCACAGACAAACCUA
Molecule: messenger RNA, 4185 nt
Organism: Acanthaster planci (crown-of-thorns starfish)
Lineage: Eukaryota; Metazoa; Echinodermata; Asteroidea; Valvatida; Acanthasteridae
Gene: yy1
Product: YY1 transcription factor
Source: RefSeq, a predicted model, not a curated record